Molecule: messenger RNA, 1170 nt
Organism: Lasiodiplodia theobromae
Lineage: Eukaryota; Fungi; Ascomycota; Dothideomycetes; Botryosphaeriales; Botryosphaeriaceae
Product: Sterigmatocystin biosynthesis dehydrogenase stcv
Exons: 1
Coding region: 1-1170 (389 amino acids)
Source: RefSeq, a predicted model, not a curated record
AUGGCACCUCCCGGAGUUCCCGCUGACAAGCCCAAGUCUCUCCUUGCUCGACACCGUCAACUGGCGCCAAACGCGUCCAUUCGUGUGUCGCCCCUCUGCCUGGGCGCCAUGACCUUUGGCACCAGCCACCAGGAGCGCUACGGAGAAAUCACCAAGGAAGAAGCCUUUGCUAUCCUCGACACCUUCUACAACAAUGGCGGUAACUUCAUCGACACGGCGAAUGCCUACCAAGACGGCGAGUCGGAGAUGUGGCUCGGCGAAUGGAUGGCGGCACGCCAGAACCGCGAUGAGCUGGUUCUCGCAACCAAAUACACGUCCGCCUCCAAACCGCACCCGUCCGACGCAAUCGGCUCCAACUACGGCGGCAACGGCACCAAAUCGAUGCGCCUCUCGCUCGAGCACUCGCUCCGCAAGCUCCAAACCACCUACAUCGACCUCUUCUACCUGCACUGGUGGGACUACUCGGUCACGAUCCCGGAGCUGAUGCACGCCCUCAACGACCUCGUGUCCGCCGGCAAGGUGCACUACCUCGGCAUCUCCGACACGCCCGCCUGGAUCGUGGCCAAGUGCAACCAGUACGCACGCGACCACGGGCUACGGCCCUUCGCCGUCUACCAGGGCAUGUGGAACGCGGCCAUGCGCGACUUCGAGCGCGACAUCAUCCCCAUGUGCCGCGACGAGGGCAUGGGCCUGUGCCCGUACGGCACCCUGAACCAGGGCCGCUUCCAGACCGCCGAGGGCUUCCGCCGCCGCGCCGAGAACAACCCGGGCCGCAAGUUCGUGCCGCUGUCGCAGCGCGACGUGCAGGUGUCCAAGGUGCUGGAGGAGGUUGCGGAUGCCAAGGGCGUGCCGCUGCUGAGCGUCGCGCUGGCCUACGUCAUCCAGAAGACGCCCUACGUCUUCCCCAUCGUCGGCGGCAGGAAGGUCGAGCAUAUCCAGGGGAGCAUCGAUGCGUUGAGCGUGGCCUUGACCGAGGAGGAGAUCGAGAGAGUCGAGUCGGCGUACGAUUUUGAUCCCGGAUUCCCUCAUACUUUCCUCAGCGGCACCAUGUUCCAGGAGGGCGCGAAGCCAAAGGCAGCGCAGGGCCCGGCUGAUGUGUGGUUGACCAGGUCCCUCGGGAACUUUGACUGGGUUGAGACACCAACGGCGCUGAGGCCGGCCGAGUUGUAG